AUGGCGACCCAAGCACCACCGGCUUACAACAGCGACACGAAGGCUGGAGACGACGAAGUCAAGGCCGACGAAGGCGUCGCCUCGGGGGACAGUACCGAGAACAGCAACAUCAGCAACAAGGCCGCCGGCGACGACAAGGACAAGGCCGACGAUGGCCUCACCAACUUCAAGCCCACGCCCCGCUUCUGGGCCAUCCCCGUCACCUGCGCCGUCAUCGGUCUUCUCAGCGCCCUGGAAAACACCGUCGUCACCACGGCCCUGCCUCAUAUCGUCGCCGAGCUGGAGAUGGGCGAAAACUACGUCUGGAUCACCAAUGUCUUCUUCCUCACAGGGGCCGCCGUCCAGCCGCUUUUCGGCCAACAGGCCAACAUCUACGGCCGUAGAUGGGUGACCAUGGCCAUCGUUGCCUUCUUCACGCUCGGCAGUGGCAUCAGCGGCGGUGCCACCAACGGCGCCAUGCUCAUCGCCGGUCGCGCCGUCCAGGGCAUCGGCUCGGGAGGCAUUUACAUCAUCAUCGAUAUCAUCGUGUCCGACCUGGUGCCGCUGCGUGAGAGAGGCAACUACAUGUCUGUCGUCCUCAUCGUCUAUACAGUCGGCCUGGCCAUCGGCCCCUGGGUCGGCGGAAUUAUCGUCGAGACGACCACCUGGCGCUGGAUCUUGUGCUUGACAAUUCCGAUUGGCGGCGCGUCCAUGAUCAUGAUCUUCCUCUUCCUCCGAACCGCGUACAACCGCGGUGAGACGCACCUUCAGAAGCUGGGGCGCAUCGACUACACCGGCAACGUGAUCCUGAUGGCUUCCACCGUCGCCAUUCUCUACACAACCACAUAUGGCGGCACGACUUACCCGUGGUCAUCGGCUCGGAUCCUAUCGCCGCUCCUAAUUGGACUUGCGGGCUUCGCCCUCUUCGGCUUUUACGAGACCAAGGCCAAGGAGCCGGUGAUGCCACCCAAUCUAUUCAGCAGCCGCACCACCCUCGUCAUCUUCGUCGCCACCUUCCUCAACUCGACCAUGAUAUACUGGAUACUCUUCUUCUUGCCCGUCUACUUCCAGGCCGUGCUCAGCGCGUCGGCGUCCCAGUCGGGCGUCGACAUCCUGCCCGUCAUCCUCUUCGGCCUGCCCGGCUCCAUCGUCGCGGUCACAUCAAGCCGUCGACCCAGACUUCUUGCCUUAAUCCUAUAG
Messenger RNA from Purpureocillium takamizusanense, 1179 nucleotides. RefSeq lists its product as uncharacterized. The transcript is spliced from 3 exons. Lineage: Eukaryota; Fungi; Ascomycota; Sordariomycetes; Hypocreales; Ophiocordycipitaceae. The coding region runs from base 1 to 1179 and encodes 392 amino acids. Gene Ontology annotation, biological process: transmembrane transport. Gene Ontology annotation, molecular function: transmembrane transporter activity. The record is from RefSeq and is a predicted model, not a curated record.